GGGGACCGGAAGUGGCUCUGGGCGGAUGAGGAAAGCUGGUAGCCGCGCGGUCCUCGGCAACUGCGGGACGCGGCGGGGGGGCAGGGCGGGCGAUUUCCCUGGGUGAGAGGGGGAGAAAGCUCGAAGCCCCCCCAAACUACAGUUCCACGCAUGCGUACUGCAGACGGCUGGGAGCCAGGAAAGCGGAGAGUGCGGCAGCGUUUGCGGAAAGAGGACUGUCACUUCCUGGAAGAGGCGGGGCCGCGUGGGAGAAGGCGCCGAAUUCAAAGUGCUUCCAGGAGCUUUCCGGGUCUGGGUGCUAAGCCCUAAACGUUAAUCUUUGCUCGGGAAAGGAAAGAGCAAGUUUUUCCUUUUCUUUCUUUCUUUUUAUUUUUAAGAAGAGAAAGUUUAGAAAUUUGGAGGCAGCAAUAAUUAAGAUUCAGGCCAAACUGGCAAAUGACGGAAGGGCGUCUUUCAAAACCCAGGAGAAAGGGUUGUCCGGGUAGCAGAUAAUCACCAGGAUGGGAGUGAAUGACUUGUGGCAAGUUUUGGAGCCAGUUAAACAACACAUCCACUUGAACAGUCUUGCUGGGAAAACUAUUGCGGUUGAUCUGAGUCUCUGGGUAUGUGAAGCACAGACAGUCAAAAAAAUGAUUGGAACAGUCAUGAAGCCCCACCUCAGAAACUUAUUUUUUCGUAUCUCAUGUUUAACACUAAUGGAUGUGAAACUGGUGUUUGUCAUGGAAGGGGAACCCCCAAAGCUGAAAGCUGAUGUCAUAAAUAAGAGGAAUCAGAUUCGGUAUGGGCCUUCUGGAAAAACAUGGUCUCACAAAACAGGAAGAUCACAUUUUAAAUCAGUCUUAAAGGAGUGUCUUGAUAUGCUGGAAUGCCUAGGAAUUCCCUGGGUCCAAGCUGCUGGGGAAGCUGAAGCUAUGUGUGCUUACCUCAAUGCCAAUGGUUGUGUAGAUGGCUGCCUCACCAAUGAUGGGGACGCUUUCCUUUAUGGGGCCCAGACUGUUUAUAGGAAUUUCACUAUGAAUACCAAGGACCCACACGUUGACUGUUAUACAAUGUCGUCUAUCAAGAAUAUACUAGGUUUGGAUAGAGAUUCUCUGGUUGGCCUAGCAAUACUACUUGGCUGUGAUUAUCUUCCGAAGGGAGUCCCUGGAGUUGGAAAAGAGCAAGCUUUAAAACUUAUAAAGACUUUGAAGGGGCAAAGUUUACUUCAGAGGUUUAAUCAGUGGAUUGAGGAAUCUUAUUCUUCUAAUUCACAACCAUUAGUUGUUAACAAAUUGGCUCAUUGCUCUGUGUGCUCCCAUCCAGGUUCACCUAGGGAUCAUGAACGUCACGGAUGUAAAUUAUGUAAGACUGAUCGAUUCUGUGAACCGCAUGAUUAUGAAUAUUCCUGUCCCUGCGAGUGGCACCAAACAGAAUGUGGCAGGCAACUAAAUGCAGUAGAGAACAGUAUUAAGAAAAAAGCUUGCAGUUGUGAGGGAUUCCCAUUCCAUGAGGUUAUCCAAGAAUUCCUCUUGAGCAAGGAUAAAUUGGUGAAGGAAAUCAGGUACCGAAGACCUGAUUUAUUAUUGUUUCAGAGAUUUACUCUUGAAAAAAUGGAGUGGCCCAAUCACUAUGCGUGUGAGAAAUUGUUGGUGUUAUUGACCCACUAUGACAUGACAGAAAGGAAGCUUGGUAGAAGGAACUCUAAUCAACUACAGCCAAUUAGAAUUGUUAAAACCCGAAUCAGAAAUGGAGUUCGUUGCUUUGAAAUAGAAUGGGAAAAGCCUGAACAUUAUACUACAGAAGAUGAAUAUGGAGAACUGGUUCUACAAACAAUAGAGGAAGAAUCACUGUUUGAAGCAGCUUAUCCUGAGAUUGUUGCUAUUUACCAAAAACAAAAAUCAGAAAUUAAAGGCAAGAAACAAAAAAGCAUGAAAGUUAAGUCUAAAGGGAACAGUUUGCCAGAAUCAGAUGAUAUUAUGAGCUUUCAGUCACACAUGACUUUAAAACCUACAUGUGAAAACUUUUCUAAGCAGGAUUCCAAAUUAGAUUUGGAAACAUCCCCUGAUUCCGCAUUACCCCAGAAAUCUAUUUCUGCAUCAUUGAGUGCUUUGCUUUUACCUGAAGAUGCCCGCUGUUUGAAUACACAAGAACAGUUAAUAUCUUCUCCAAGACCUUUGGCUAGGCAGCAGAUUAAAGCUGUCAGUAAGUCUCUAAUUGCAGAAUCUAGUCAACCAAGUACCUCAACCCAUAAUAUAUCCGCAAUUGCUGAUCUGCACUUGAGCACCAUUGACUGGGAAGGUACUUCUUUUAGUAAUUCUCCAGCUAUCUCCAGGAGCGCUUUCUCUCAUGGUUUGAAAUCGGAACCUGAAACAGCUAUCCCGGAUAGCUUUAAAAAUAUCCCAGAGCAAUUGUCGUAUGAAUCAGAAUGGUGCACCACAAACGUUAAUAAACUAUUGGAUCAGGAUCUUCAAAAGACUGUUCCUGAAGAGCACCUGCUUUCUGGUAUUACUGAUUUACAUCUUCAGGAUUUGCCUUUAAAGGAACGAAUACAUAUGAAAUCAUCAUAUCCGCAGAAUGUUGAACAGCCAGAUGUUGACAAGAAAACUUUGUCCCUACUUACUGUAAAAGAACACUGUAUUGCUGAUAGUAGUUCUAAGUGUCCAUCACAUCUUUCAAAGGAUCUUCUAGGAAUUUGUUUGCAAAGUGAAACUGGAAACUGGAAAGUUCUCAAAGGAGACCAGCUGUUUCAAGAAAACUCUAAAGCAAAUACUUCUACACUUUAUUCUGUCAGUAAUCCAAUAGUAAAGACCUCCAGUGUUAGAACAGGAGCACCCAAUACUGCUUCAGAUCAUAAUAGAAAAGCUAAUGUGCACACUGCUCAGAAAAUUGUAAUGAAGAAGAGUGUUUGCCUUGACAGACCGUCCUCUGAUGAAGAAAGUGUCCCAGUGUUUGGGAAUGCUAAGUCCACAACUCAAAAAAUAAAGCAGAGUUCUCAGAAGCAUAGCCCAGCCCAAUUCAAGAAAAAUGACACCAACAAAUCAAGUAACCCUAAGACACGUAUUAAAGAGACUGAACAGGGUAUUCAGGCUUACAAAACACCUGGAAAUGAAGAAAACUGUUGCUCAUCCAAAGGUUCUCUGAGUCUUCUACAAUGUCAAAAGGAAAAAGAAGACUCUGCUACUUAUUUGGAUAGUCCUCUUCCCUUAAGUCAGAGAUUAAAACUAAGGUUCCAAAACACUUGAGAAUUUAAAAUAGGUAUGACUUAGUAUUCUAGUACUGUCAGCGUUAGCAGAAGUGGAGGGAAGGUAUAUAGCUAAUGUAUAGUAGAAAAAUUUAAUAUAGUUGUGUACGUUGUGAAACACUUGCCAUUUUAAUUAAAAAAAUUACCUAAA
Molecule: messenger RNA, 3371 nt
Organism: Sus scrofa (pig)
Lineage: Eukaryota; Metazoa; Chordata; Mammalia; Artiodactyla; Suidae
Gene: GEN1
Product: GEN1 Holliday junction 5' flap endonuclease
Molecular function (GO): 5'-flap endonuclease activity; four-way junction DNA binding
Source: RefSeq, a predicted model, not a curated record